This is a messenger RNA of Knipowitschia caucasica, 1536 nucleotides long. NCBI's taxonomy places the organism in Eukaryota, Metazoa, Chordata, Actinopteri, Gobiiformes, Gobiidae. The record is from the annotation of a GenBank genome assembly.
AUGGACGGCUUAGGUGAUGGUGCGAUGGGGAUGAAGAGAGGAUCUGAUGAGCUGAUGAUGUACGAUGAUGCUCCUACAGCUGACACAGAGAGUGAUGCGGUGUCCAAUGGAAGCAAGAAGUUGAGAUUUGAAGAUGCCCCGCCCUCUCGAGUGCUACACAUUCGGAAACUGCCCAACGACGUCAUGGACACAGAGAUCAUCGCUCUGGGCCUGUCUUUUGGGAAAGUCACAAACAUCCUGACUCUUAAAGGCAAAAACCAGGCCUUUUUGGAGAUGGACUCAGAGGAAUCUGCUGUUGCUAUGGUCAACUACUACAACACGGUCACUCCUCAUGUUCGUCACGUUCCCGUCUAUAUUCAGUACUCCAAUCACAAAGAGCUGCGAACGGAUCCCACCAAUCAGAGGACUCAGGCCAUGCUUCAGGCAGUCUCUUCAGUCCAUUCCGACUCUCCUCCUCAAUCUCAAAUGGGAGACCUACUCAACAUGCCCUGCAGUCCUGUGCUGCGGAUCAUUGUGGAGAACAUGUUUUAUCCUGUUACUCUGGAUGUGCUGCAGCAGAUCUUUUCCAAGUUUGGUUCAGUCAUGAAGAUCAUCACUUUCACCAAGAACAAUCAGUUCCAGGCCUUGCUUCAGUAUGGUGAACCACUCCAGGCACAACGGGCUAAAAUGGCUUUGGAUGGACAGAACAUUUACAACUCUUGUUGUACUCUUCGCAUUGACUUCUCCAAAAUGGUCAACUUAAAUGUCAAGUACAAUAAUGACAAGAGCUGUGAUUACACUCGGCCUGAGCUCCCUGGAGGCGGGCUCUCCCACAUGGACUCUGUCGGUGGUGGCUUCAAUAAAGGCACUGGUUCUCUGCUUGGUUCUAUCCCCGGGGCUAUGAACCCCAUGAACCCCAUGGCUGCGGUGGCGGCUACAGGCAGAAUGGGUAUGGGGCAGUCUGGCUCCACUCCAGUCGUCCUGGUCAGCAACCUGAACGAAGAGAUGGUUACGCCUGAAAGUCUGUUUACACUCUUCGGUGUGUACGGGGAUGUCCAGAGGGUGAAGAUUCUGUACAACAAGAAAGACAGCGCCCUGGUGCAGCUGUGCGACCCCAGCCAGGCUCAGCUCGCAAUGAGCCAUUUGAAUGGUCUGAAGAUGUACGGCAAUGUGAUCCGCGUCACAAUGUCCAAACACCAGAAUGUGGCGCAGCCUCAGGGAAACCCAGAUGACAGCGGCCUGACCAAGGACUUCACAAACUCUCAGUUCCACCGCUUCAAAAAACCAGGCUCCAGGAACUUUAACAACAUCUUCCCACCUUCAGCCACUCUGCAUAUUUCUAACAUCCAACAAGACAUGAGUGACGACGAUCUGGAAGCGCUUUUCUGCAAUGGCGGGGGAACUGUAAAGGCAGUGAAAUUUUUCAAGGAUCACACAAUGGCUUUGCUCCAGAUGGCCACAGUUGAAGAAGCCACACAGGCUUUGAUCGACCUCCACAACUACAGCGUAGGAGGGAACCAGUACCUGCGCGUGUCCUUCUCCAAAUCCACCAUUUAA